AAAAAUCAUGAUUUGGUUGGUGUACACAUCAUAAUUGGUUGGACGGACUCUACAGAAUCCGUCCUUAAGCUAAGGCUUGCCGACGGCUUGUGGGAAAACAGCAUUUGCGGAGGCAGGACACAUUGCAAUGGCAGAAAGUAAACAUGUAGUAAUGUUCCCUUUCAUGGCACAGGGCCAUUUCAUUCCCUUCCUCAGCUUGGCUAACGCUCUUAUUUCCCGAGGCCUCACCGUCAGCUUCCUCACCACCACAGCCAAUGUCUCCAAAUUGCAAUCCCAGGUGGUCGGAUCCUCUAUUCGUUUUGUUCCUCUUUCUCUCCCGCCCAUCCAUGGCCUCCCCCCCUCCUGCGAAAGCACUGAUACUCUUUCCCUAAUCGGGAGCCAGUUGCUGUUUGUCUCUACGCACAAGCUUUCCCAGCCGUUUGAAGAAUGGCUGGAGCAGAUCAUGGCAGAGCCCUCACAGAAGCCCGCUUGCAUCAUAAGCGACGUUUUCUUACCCUGGACAGCACAAUCGGCUUCCAAAUUUGGGAUUUCGCGUGUUGUCUUUCACACCACAGGAGCCAUGGGGGCUUCUCUUCUGCAAUAUCUCUUCACCAAUCCGGUCUCGGAUAUAAUAAGUGAACGCCAAGUCAUAGAGAUUCGCGAUCACUGUAUCAAUGUGAAUCUGAGGCGUUCGCAGUUGCCUCCAAUGUUGAGAAGCGAAUUGAGCGUAUUGUUAAUUUCUGUUAACCCUGGGGAUGUCUCGAUUCAGCAGGCCUAUGGCUCGGCCAAAGAAAGCUGCGAUGCAACGCUUGUCAAUACUUUUGGCGAGCUCGAAGCAGAGUAUGUUCAGUAUUUAGAGGAAUCCUCGGGUAAACCCGUUUGGAGCAUAGCCCAUCCUCUACACAGAUCCGAACAUGGGGUCGACAAUGAGUCAGCGUGCAUCCGCUGGCUGGACACCCAAAAGCAAAACUCCGUCCUUUACGUCUCGUUUGGAUCUCAGGCCUUUCUUUCGGAAGACCAAACGAAAGCCCUUGCUAGAGGCAUCGCAGCCAGUAAACAGCAUUUCAUUUGGACAAUUAAAGACCCAGUUGGAAGCAACAUUAAUUCCUGUAACUUUCUUCCAGAGGAUUUCAUCGAAGAAACGAAAGACAGGGGAAUGGUAAUCCAUGGGUGGGUGCCUCAGCUGUUGAUUCUGUCACAUCCUGCGACUGCGUUUUUUAUGACGCACUGUGGCUGGAAUUCCAUAUUAGAGAGUAUAAGUGCUGGAGUUCCAAUGGUGGUCUGGCCCAUGGCGUUCGAUCAAUUUAUAAACGCAAAAUUGGUAACUGAGCAGUUGGGUCUUGGACUGCAGAUCUGCGAGGAAUUCAAUGCCAUUCCCAGUAGUGAUAUUGUGGAAAACACAGUGAAGGCGGCCAUGGGAACAAAAAUUGGGGAAGAUAUGCGUCUGCGGGCCCUGAAAAUUAAGGAAUCCGUUCGUGAAGCGUCCUGCAAGUCAAGCGGUACAGAAGGUUUCGUAUCUUAUGUCCUCGGUCUUAGCUGAACAUAACCAGGAAAAUAUUGUGUUCAGAUGUAAUGCUUUGUAAUCCCAUUGGUUUAGGUUUUUCAUUAUCGUGGAUUAUGUUGAUUGAGUUUUCCCACAACUUGGUAGUGUCUCCUUGUUUAAGGUUAUUAGUCUUUGUAACAAAAAAAAAUUAAAUAAAUUGUUAAUUAAAAAAUUAGAUUGUUAAAUAUUGUCACGACACAAUAAUAA
Messenger RNA from Cryptomeria japonica (Japanese cedar), 1729 nucleotides. RefSeq names its product UDP-glycosyltransferase 73B3. NCBI's taxonomy places the organism in Eukaryota, Viridiplantae, Streptophyta, Pinopsida, Cupressales, Cupressaceae. The transcript has a single exon. The coding region runs from base 128 to 1519 and encodes 463 amino acids. Gene Ontology annotation, molecular function: UDP-glycosyltransferase activity. The record is from RefSeq and is a predicted model, not a curated record.